Messenger RNA from Lates calcarifer (barramundi perch), 983 nucleotides. It is a transcript of the gene lsm2, whose product is annotated as smx5. The coding region runs from base 100 to 387 and encodes 95 amino acids. Lineage: Eukaryota; Metazoa; Chordata; Actinopteri; Centropomidae. Gene Ontology annotation, cellular component: Lsm1-7-Pat1 complex; P-body; U6 snRNP. The record is from RefSeq and is a predicted model, not a curated record. Gene Ontology annotation, biological process: mRNA splicing, via spliceosome. Gene Ontology annotation, molecular function: RNA binding. The transcript has 5 exons.
GCUAUUCAGUAACUAUACCCUGAUCCGUCGCAGAAAUAAUACCUAGUGGCGUACGUCAUUCACACCAGACGCACUACCACAAGAUUACCAACAGUAAUAAUGCUUUUCUACUCGUUUUUCAAGUCUCUGGUGGGCAAGGACGUAGUGGUGGAGCUCAAAAACGACCUGAGCAUCUGUGGAACACUUCAUUCAGUUGACCAGUACCUGAACAUUAAGCUCACAGACAUCAGUGUCACAGAUCCAGAGAAAUAUCCACAUAUGCUGUCUGUGAAAAACUGUUUCAUCCGUGGAUCUGUGGUCCGGUACGUUCAGCUACCUGCAGAUGAAGUGGACACUCAGUUACUGCAAGACGCUGCACGAAAAGAGGCAAUGCAGCAGAAGCAAUGAUUCACCUGGAGGAUGGGGUUUAAUACAGGGUGGGUGGGGUGGAAUUUUUGUGACUUGAUUAGUUUAAGUUUUUAGUUAAUUUCAUUUAAAGAUGAAAAUAAUUAAGCAGUAUUGGUCAUCAGCCCGUGCUCUUUCACAAGAAUGUAGUUGCAUUCCUGAUCAAUAUUUUACAAAGCUGUAAUAAUUAAAAAUGUUCUUUACCUCACAAGUCAUACAGGAGGCUUCUUUUGAUACGAUCUUUUGUUCAGUGUAAAAAAAAAAGAAAAAGUUUUGUGCCCAUUGGAGGUAAAGAUCUGUUGUAAUGUUUCUGUUGGAUAAUACCAGCACUGUUGCUUAUGUUUAAAAAAUAAUGAUUUGGGGAUUUUUUUUAAUGCCACUUCAAAAUAAAAAGCUAUUUUAUUUACAUUUUGACCAGGUUAUUGUCAUUGGUAGGCCUUUUUUGUAGUUUUUUCUGUGAAAGGUGGUAAAAGAUUUUAGUUUUGUUGAGUUAGAAUUAUUGGAGAAACCAAAUCCAUUUUAUUGCCAUGAGCUGUGAUCAUGGAAAAAAGUUAUUUUGUAAAUGACUGCAUUUGUUGGAAAUAAAGAGUAAAAUACAA